Messenger RNA from Betta splendens (Siamese fighting fish), 6184 nucleotides. It is a transcript of the gene arhgef1, whose product is annotated as Rho guanine nucleotide exchange factor (GEF) 1b. Gene Ontology annotation, molecular function: guanyl-nucleotide exchange factor activity; G protein-coupled receptor binding. Gene Ontology annotation, biological process: intracellular signal transduction; G protein-coupled receptor signaling pathway. NCBI's taxonomy places the organism in Eukaryota, Metazoa, Chordata, Actinopteri, Anabantiformes, Osphronemidae. The transcript has 32 exons. The record is from RefSeq and is a predicted model, not a curated record. Bases 345 to 3533 code for a protein of 1062 amino acids. Gene Ontology annotation, cellular component: cytoplasm.
UGUAACACAGUGCGGAAACGAGCCGUUCGCAGCAGCAAAAGGCUACUUUGUAUAAAUAUGUGACCGGGGGAACAGACGCGACAAGUGGAACGGUGCCCACAUUUAAGUAUUUGCAGGCUGCAUCUGCUCAACGUUCGCGUGACGCUCAUCCGUGCUUGUCGAGAACUUGUUCGCCGCCGUCCGCUGAUCUCCGAGCGUUUUUUUUUUACGCGUACUUCCGCGUGCACUGUUUUUCCCACUGACACUCGGCAACUUUCGAACAGGAAACCUUUCCGACGCGUCGACUGUCGUUUUCUCUGAUUUCACGGCAGGGAGUGUCAGAGGCUCGCCGCUCUAACCCAGCCAUGAGCAUCAUCGGGGCUGAGGAUGAGGAUUUUGAGAAUGAUCUGAAUGACGUGGCAGAUGACCAGUGUAAACACUUUUGCAAUAUAGAGACCGUGAAGGACCGGCCGACCCACCUGCUGGUCUUCAUGCAGCAUGUCGUUCUACAGUUUGACCCCGCUCCCCUGCUCUGUUACCUCCACGCCGACCUCCUGAGGAACCUCAACGCCAAAGAGACCAAGAAGCAGUUUGUGGAGUUCUACAACACCUUCUUGGAGAAGGGUGCAGUACUCAGAGUGCCAAAUCCAGUACAAUCUUUGGACCGGAACCGUUUAGACAGUGUGUCAGAGGAGAACAUAAGGCAGUAUGCUAAGGACAUUCAGUCCGUGAUGGCUGGUGAAGUUGCAAAGCAGCUGGAGGAUUUCAGGCAGAAGAGGAUGAUGGGCAUGACCCCCAACGAGGCUCAGCUCAACGACGUGGACAGCCACCAUCACACAGACCGUAUCACAAUGGAAAUGAAGGAGAAGUCUGUGGCCGAGAACCUGUUGGACAAGAUGUCGGAGACCCAACCCACAGUCGCAGAUGAGGAAAAAUGGCAAUCCACCUUUUCGGCAGUGGUCUUCUACAUGAAGCAUCUUGGGGUGAAACCCAGGGCAGUCGACAACAAGAAGUCCAGAGGAGGCUUCUUUAAGAGACAGCUGGGAAAGAACAAGAAGGAAGAAUCCACAAAGGCCAAGCCCAGAGGGGUGUUUCCUGGAAUCCCCUGGAUUGGAAGCAACCCAGCAGAAGGCAAACCUAAAUUGGACCCCGAAGCGCUGGAUAAAAUGACUCAAGAUCGCAAGGCCCUAGCUCCGGGCAGAGGCUCCGUGUCUGAGCCCACGGCUCCUUCCAUCCCCAGCAAGAAGCACGGUCCCAGUGCGGGCCCUCCCAACGUACCUGGGCUGGAGAUCACAGAUGGCUCAGGCAACAACUAUAGCAUCAUCAAUAAUGCUGAUGGAAAUGGUGACGGUGGUUCCUCAAAGAAUCGUUUAGAGCCUCUGCCUCAGUCAGAUGGGGGUGAUGUGUCCCCCAUCGGUCUGGCGGGUGGGCUGAACAUCGGGGAGCCCAUCUGCACCAGCGACAACCCCAUAGAGGAGCUUGUGGAGAAGGAAAGACGGAAGUCAAGUAGGAAAGUAGCACGUAGCGAGAGUGCUCGCGUGGACCGGCACCCCUCGCGCCGCCGCGGCUCCUCCAAAAAACAGUCGCGCUCCCGUAGCGACGUGGACCUCCAGCCGCCGUCCGCCAUGACAACGACACCUGCCCCACUCAGCCCCCAGCAUCUCCAUCCCGCUGAGGGACCAGUCAUGCUUCCUGAGGGGCCUGGCCACUCCCCAACCAGCCCGUCCCCGCAGGUAGAAGAGAUGGAGCCGCGCCUCCUGGAAUUUGAGCAGGACCCACCCAACUGGCGGGAGCUGGCGCCCCCUGACGCCCUGUCCAGCCUCAGCAAGAAGGAGAUGAAGAGGCAGGAGAUCAUCAAUGAGCUGUUCGCAACGGAGCAUGCCCACGUGCGAAUGCUUAGCGUCCUCCAGGCGGUCUUCUGCAAACCUCUGGAGAGAGAGGAGCUCCUCACCACCCAUGAGAUUUCUGUCGUUUUCCCGAACCUGGACGACAUCAUUGAAAUACACUAUAACUUGUAUGACAACAUGAAGAAGCUGCGUUCAGAAGACAAGUUCAUUGUGAAAUCAAUCAGCACCACAGUGCUCAACAGGUUUGGAGGUCCAGAGGGGGAGUGGUUCCAGAAGCUCACCGCUCGCUUCUGCAGUCACCAGUCAUGGGCCUUGGACCAGAUCAAGACCAAGCAAAAGAAAGACCCACGCUUUAACGCCUUCAUCCAGGAGGCGGAGAGCAAACCCCAGUGCCGCAGGCUGCAGCUCAAAGACAUUAUUCCUAUAGAGAUGCAGAGGCUCACAAAGUACCCGCUGCUUCUGGAAAAUAUCGCCAAGAACACAGAGGACCCGACGGAGAAGGACAAGGUCCAGCAGAGCGCCAACUGCUGCAGAAAGAUCCUCAACCACGUCAACGAGGCGGUCAAAGGAAUGGAGAACCUGCUGAACCUGAAAGACUACCAGCGCCGGCUGGACACAUCAGGGCUAAAACCAUGCAAUGAGCUUUACACUGAGUAUAAGAACAUUGACCUGACUCAGAAAAUCAUGAUUUUGGAAGGUCCCCUGAUCUGGAGAUUUACAAAUCAGAAAGCACUUGAGGUGCACUGUGUGCUGCUCGCAGACCUGCUGGUGCUUCUACAGAAGCAGGACGACAAGUUGGUCCUCAAGUGCCAGAGCAAGAGCAACAGCACGGUGCCGGAGGGCAAGCAGAUGCUGAGCCCCAUUAUUAAGCUGGACUCCGUUUUCCUUCGCGACGUGGCCACAGAUCAAAAGGCCUUCUAUGUGAUAUUUACCUGGGACAGCGGGGCUCAGAUCUACGAACUGGUGGCUCAGUCCAUUGGCGAGAAGAAGAACUGGAGUGAAACCAUUACGUCUGCCGUUAUUGAUCUGAAGAAGAGCGGCGCACCCGUCACAAAGCUGCCAUUGCCGCCGCCUCUUUCAAGUGGAGGUGGAGCUCCGCUCAGUCCAACGUUUAAUCCUACUUUGAGCCCAACUGAGAAUGGAAGCUUGAAGAGCAUCAUUGAUCCAGAUAAGGAAAGUUUGAUGGAUGACAAGCCUUCAGACCAGAGGACCAUGCUAAUGGACCUCCUGUCGGUUAAAGGCUUUGACUUGAUAAACGACGAGCCGUUGGCCUCACCUGCUUUGGAAGAAGUCAUGUUGCUGAAAAGGCUGUUAGUCGGCAGCAUCAGUUUAUCAGAAGACUCGCAGCCUGAUGAGGAAAAUGGAGAGGAGCAACGAGAGAAGUCCGAUUUGAAUAGCAGUAGUCAGUCAACAGACGAAAACCUGGCGGCGGACGGAGGAGAGGAGGAGGAGGGGAACGAGAACACUUCGGGUAACGAGAGUGCGAAGGUGAAGGGGGAGGAGGAGAGGAACUUUAGUGCACCGCUGGUGUUGUCUCAGGAGAGGUUGGAGGAAGUGUCCAGGAGGCUCUCCAGUCUGGAGGAAAAACUAAAGAGAUUACAGGCUGUAGAGGAUGAGCACGAGAGGCUGAAGGAGGCCCUUUCCCAGUUCUCCCUGCAGAGUCGCAAAUUCCAAAAAGACAGCAUCCUGCCACCUGCUGGCCACUAGAUUUUUACUGGUGCUGGUCUGGAGUGCAAGAGUGACUUUCAGAAGCUUCCCUGACGUACCUAAACCUUCAUUAGUCACACCUGGACCGCUGCUGCUGCUGCUGCUGCUGCUGCUGCUGCUUCUGGAUGUUUGCGUCACAACAGUUUGCAGCCAAGCAGAAAACGUUCUGUGCGACGGAGGGGAGAGCGGAGCCAGUGCACUGCGCAGUGGUUGAGUGACGGAACAUAGGAGGUGUAUGUGUGCGUGCGCGUGUGUGUAUGUGUGUGUGUCGAUUUGCUGUGCAACUGUUAAAAGAAGUAUACAAAGACAAAAAUGAGGCGUCCCACUUUUGAGCGGGUCGCCUGGAUUUGCCCAGCGGUGCCAUAAAAAAAGAAGCAAUAUUUUGCUGUGAGAGCGAUGCUGCCUGACAUAAAGUAGAGGUUUCAAUCUGCUGUAAGACACGUAUGCACACCACAGACACAAACGGUAGAAAAUAAUAGUUUCUAAUUAUCGCCAAUAGAAGAUGUACAGUAAUGCGUUUGCUUGCCCAAUUAGCUUUACCACAUGCUAAAAGAAGCCAAUGUAGCAUUGGAAGAUGUAUUUAAAUAUUAUUGCUGAUACAUACUAUCAUUUUUAGUCUAUGCCAAAGUAUCUCAGAGAUGCACUUUUUAUAUCCAAACAAGUUGAACCCACAGUUUUUCCAAAAUAUAUAUUGAUUACUCUCUAUUGUGUAGUAUUGAGUAGUUUCUUAACGGCCUUUACGUAGUUGGCUGUAAUUAUUACAUGCAUGCGAGAAAGUGUAGAUAUGAGUGUUAAAAAAGUUUUAAUUAAGGUCAUCUUAUUGUAAUCAGGUCACAUUUUGAACAUGGAACUAGCGGGACAAUAGAUAGCGUUGGAGCCGUGUUCGUGUGCUCCGCUUUUUAUUUAUUCACCUGCAUCCUGUUCGAGUUGCCUCACUGCGCUGAAACUGUUACCGUGCCGGGGCGAGAUGAAGAAAGACAUGGAGAAAAGAGAAAAACGUAGGGCGGUGAAGAUAGAACGUGUGACGAAGAUCAAGUGGAGAGGAAAGGCGUGGUCUGGGGGGGGGUCUAGAGGUCUAGUCGGUGGUGGUGAACCGUAAGACAAGAUGUGUAGAAAUCAGGAAGUUUGAGUUUGCGCCUCCAAGAAAUGUAAAGACUCUUUGUUUGAUUCAGAGAUGAAGCCGCCUCUCGAUUGGAGUCUUUACUGCGGCUCUAUAAAGAUGACCAAAGACAUAAAGCAUCAGUAGAACCUCACACACAAGUGAGCUCAUAAUAGGCCAUGAAUAGAAUCUACAGAUGUGUGACUUCUCUACAUACUGUACAUCAGCAACUAGACAUUAAUAAAGGUAAUGCCAUUAUCUUGGUGGGUCCAUCACUAUAAGCCCGUGUGACUACACCUCUGGUGCUAAACACACAAGACUUAGUUCAGCAGCAGUGAAAGACAGGAAAACAAGACGGUGAAGCCAAAAGAGCAUAUGAAGCAUAUGAAUGCUGAAGGUUUAGAGGAAGGAAAGCUGCAGUUUCAUUCCAGUCUCAGGCUGACUGUUGUGUAAUCAAGCCAGCUUCCUGACAUGGAUUCCCCUUCAGCCCUUCACCCCACUGGGACUCAGCUAUGCAGCUGGUGCUGGUAGUCACUUCACGGCCACAGGCUUGACCAAUCUUGUCCCAAAGCUGUACAUAAAUAUGAUCUUGGAGGAGUCAAGUGUAGCGAUAGUAUGAAAUAUCCAAUCCUCAUUAGCGACUCACGAUAACACGCUCCCCUCUUAUGAUUGCAUAGUCACGUUUACCUUCCACACACUUUUACCUGCGUUAUUAUGUUGUGCAUUGCAUUUGAUUUAGGGGCUCUGGGAUAUUUUUUGUCUCGUGUUUUUCAAAGAAGGUUUUGUAAUUAUGUGCUAUGCAUUUUGUUGUAUGGACGAGAGAGAGACAGAGGGCGUGUCUGCAAUUCAUCGAUGCAUGAGCAAACCUGCAAAUGAAUGUUACAGGCACUUCUAAAUCUCCCUCACCCAGAUGCUCUUCCUCAUGUAUUCUAUCCACAGAUACCUAGAUGUAUAAAAAAUGUAUUUAUAGAGUGGUGCCUUGUUCUGAUGAUCAAGCGUUUGCUUCAUAAAGGGCUCCUAAGACUGCAAACACAAUCACUGUUGUUUGUCUAGGCUGUCAAACAUGUUGGAGACAAUGACCAGCAUUCAGAAGAUUUGGGAUCAGCUGUAAAUGUCGAUUUAACUCCAGUGAACCAUGUUUGUAUCCAUCUCCAUUACAGUAGGAUUUGAACUUUCCACCAUGUGACCUGUAUAGACUGGUACCGUUCAGACAGUCCGUUGCCAACUUGUGUCUUGACAGUAAAAUCUAUAAAUAUGCAAGAACUAUACUGUGUAUUUGGAUUCUGAUUUCUAUUGUGUAAGAGGCUCUUUAAUGAUGUAUACUUAAGGAAAAUUGUGGUACGUUCUGUUUUUUAAUUCUUCAUUUUUUAAAUAAAUUGGGGAAAUAAAAACUUGUUUGUCAUAUUUGUCCAUUAUUUUGUUAUAUUAAUUUGAAUUAUUGUGUGGCUGAACAACUGACCCUAUUUGCACAGCCCUCUAUUAAAGUGUGAAUACAGUAAAUAUUUUUGUUAUAUGCCAAUUGUUUCCCUGAAAUAAAGACCCAUGGACUCUG